AGCCAUCUCACCGUGGGGUAACUCUAUCACUUCCCAGAUCCCUUUCUCCUCCAAAAACCUAAAACUUUAGUUAGAACUCCAAUUCCAGGCAUUCUUUUCCCCCCACCUCUCGGCCUCUCCUUGGCUGCUCACUCUCUCUCUCCUCCUCCUUUCUCUCUCUGAACUAAACUUCUCCAUGGCCGCCACAAAGCUCUCGACCCUCUCUACCUCCCCUUCCCCUUCCUCCCUCUCCAAACCCACCACCCCUUUCCCUCUCUCCUCCCCCAAACCCCUCCCAAAACCCUUCUCCCACCCCAAACUCCCCUCCCUCAUCCACACCCAGAAACCCCUCUUCGCCGCCUCAUCCAAAAACCCCAUUUCCGACAUCUUUCUCCCAAACAAGACCUGCCCAGAUGCCCAAAACUCCCCCACUCUCUCCCUCCACGACGAUGAUGAUGAAAAGCCUCGGGAGGAGUGUGGCGUUGUCGGAAUCUACGGCGACCCGGAAGCCUCCCGUCUUUCUUACCUAGCCCUCCACGCGCUCCAACACCGCGGCCAAGAAGGCGCCGGGAUCGUCUCCGUCCACAACGACGUUCUCCAGUCCGUCACCGGCGUCGGGCUCGUCUCCGAGGUCUUCAACGAGUCGAAGCUCGAUCAAUUGCCCGGCGAUAUCGCUAUCGGACACGUUAGGUACUCCACUGCCGGCUCCUCUAUGCUGAAAAAUGUCCAGCCUUUUGUUGCAGGGUACAGAUUCGGCUCCGUUGGGGUUGCCCACAAUGGGAAUUUGGUCAAUUAUAAGGCCCUUAGGAACAAGCUUGAAGACAACGGCUCUAUUUUCAAUACAACUUCCGAUACCGAGGUGGUUCUUCACCUUAUUGCUAUAUCAAAGCACAGGCCUUUUUUGCUGAGGAUUGUUGACGCUUGUGAGCAGCUUCAAGGGGCUUAUUCCAUGGUGUUUGUGACAAAAGAUAAGCUUGUUGCUGUGAGGGACCCGUACGGUUUUCGGCCGCUUGUGAUGGGGAGGAGAAGUAAUGGCGCCGUCGUUUUCGCCUCCGAGACUUGUGCUCUUGAUUUGAUUGAAGCCACCUAUGAGAGGGAAGUGUUUCCUGGUGAAGUUGUGGUGGUCGACAAAGAUGGGGUUCAGUCACUUUGCCUAAUGGCGCAUCCGCAACCGAAACAAUGCAUUUUCGAGCAUAUUUACUUUGCUCUGCCCAAUUCUGUUAUCUACGGGAGGUCAGUUUAUGAUUCCAGGCGCGCAUUUGGGGAGAUUUUGGCCACGGAGGCUCCGGUGGAUUGCGAUAUUGUGAUCUCCGUGCCGGAUUCAGGUAACGUGGCUGCUCGCGGGUAUGCUUCAAAAGCGGGUGUGCCUUUCGAGCAAGGGUUGUUGAGGUCCCAUUAUGUGGGAAGGACUUUCAUUCAGCCGUCGCAGAAGAUUCGGGACCUCGGCGUGAGGCUGAAAUUGCAUCCUGUGGAAGCAGUGCUGAAAGGGAAGAGAGUUGUGGUUGUGGAUGACUCAAUUGUGAGAGGAACAACCUCUUCAAAGAUAGUUAGGCUUCUCAAAGAGAGUGGCGCUAAAGAGGUACACAUGAGGAUUGCGAGUCCUCCGAUUAUCGCCUCGUGUUACUACGGAGUGGACACGCCGAGCUCAGAGGAGUUGAUCUCCAAUAGGAUGAGUGUUGAGGAGAUUAGGAAGUUUAUUGGGUCGGAUUCACUUGCUUUUUUGCCAUUUGAGAGCUUGAAGAAGUAUUUGGCUGAAGAUUCCCCCAACUUUUGUUAUGCUUGUUUCUCGGGAAAGUACCCUGUGGAGCCUAGAGAGUUGAAGGUGAAAAGGGUUGGAGAUUUUGUGGAUGAUGGGUUGAAUGGUAGUUUGGAAUCCAUUGAUGGUGGUUGGGUUCAGGCAAAUACAAGCCAGAAAGAGGCAACAGAUAAGGAGCCUGAGGAUAGUGUUAUUAAGUACUCGAGUGGAAAAUGACAAACACGGUUCAGGUGGAAAAAGAGGAAACUCUUCUUUUAGAAUGGUAUAGUUCUAAAAGAGACGGUGGUCUUUGCAUUCACAUUUGGAAUCAUUUUUCUAGCGACUUUACUAUUAAGCGAAAGCUUCAAUGGGCUGCGCCUGCUACCAAACCUAUUUUUCUUUUUCAAUUUAAAUUGUUGAUCAAUGGCUCUGAUUGGGUUUCAUAAUAGAAUCCACGCGCCAUAGACGCGUGACUAUCCUUGCCAGCGCCAAAUUACAGUUAAAUUC
Molecule: messenger RNA, 2221 nt
Organism: Morus notabilis
Lineage: Eukaryota; Viridiplantae; Streptophyta; Magnoliopsida; Rosales; Moraceae
Product: amidophosphoribosyltransferase, chloroplastic
Exons: 2
Coding region: 176-1951 (591 amino acids)
Biological process (GO): purine nucleobase biosynthetic process; purine nucleotide biosynthetic process
Cellular component (GO): cytoplasm
Molecular function (GO): amidophosphoribosyltransferase activity
Source: RefSeq, a predicted model, not a curated record